Molecule: messenger RNA, 2696 nt
Organism: Betta splendens (Siamese fighting fish)
Lineage: Eukaryota; Metazoa; Chordata; Actinopteri; Anabantiformes; Osphronemidae
Gene: trim8a
Product: tripartite motif containing 8a
Exons: 7
Coding region: 43-2121 (692 amino acids)
Source: RefSeq, a predicted model, not a curated record
CCAGCGUGGCCCCCGCGUCAGGACGCACCGGCGUCCGCGUCCAUGUCCGCUCUCUCCGGCAGAGUCUGCUGUGGCGGCGCUCUCGCCUCGCGCCGGUCGGCUCCUCCCCGUCUCUCGAUCCACUCUGUGACUGGUCACGUCGACGGAGGGAGGGGGGGGGGAGCAGUCGGUGUGGAAACACUGAGCUCCCCUCCCGACGAGUCACAAGCUGCCUGCGCUAACCGUCCAGUGUUGGUCCAAGAGUUGACGGGAAGGCGAAACCAGCCCGAUAACAGCUGGGAAUUUUCUAAAAGCCCCCGGCGCGGAUCGGUCGGUGGCGUCCGGAGGACGGGGAUCGGAAGCGCACGAGCCCGGAGCCCGCCGCGGUCUGGACGCGGAGCGCCGCGACGCCGUAGUCUGGACACGGCUGAAAUCAUGGAUGAAAGUUGGAAGAACUGCUUCGAAGAGGAGCUCCUGUGCCCCAUUUGCCUGAACGUUUUCGACGAGCCCGUCCAGCUGCCGUGCAAGCACAACUUCUGCCGGGGCUGCAUCUCCGAGGCCUGGGCCAAAGACGGCGGCGCGGUGCGCUGCCCCGAGUGCAACCGGGACUACGAGCCGAAGCCCGCGCUGGAGAAGAACUUCAAGCUCGCCAACAUCGUCAAGCGCUUCAACGCCCUGAACGCGGAGAAAGCCCCCGCCGCGCUGCACUGCGUGCUGUGCAGGCGCGGCCCCCCGCUGCCCGUGCGCAAAGUGUGCCUGCGCUGCAAGGAGCCGUGCUGCCAGACGCACGUCCAGACGCACCUGCAGCAGCCGUGCGCGGCGCCCGGGCACCUGCUGGUGGACGCCGAGGAGCUGAGCGCGUGGACGUGCCCGAGCCACGAGGAGUACCGGCUGCUGCACUGCGAGGAGGAGCAGUCGGCGCUGUGUGCGUUCUGCUGCAUCUCCCGCUGCGCCGGCCAGCGGCACACGGUGCGCGACGUGGACGCGCAGCGCGUGCAAAUGCAGGCCAUGCUAAUGAGACAGCAAGACAGGCUGGAGGGCCGUGUUCAGAACAUCGAUGAGCAGCUCACCAAGCUGGAGUCAGACAAGACGCUGAUGAAGGACGCGGUGUCGGAGCUGAAGGAGCGCGUGAGGGCCCGGUACCAGAGGAUGCACGCGCUGCUGGAGGCCAACCAGGCCGACGCCAUGCAGGUGCUGGAGAGCACGUACACGCUGUACGUGAGGAAGAACUCCCAGCAGGUUCUGCAGCUCCACGAGCGGCGCCAGGACGCGGAGAAGCUCCUGAGCUCCGUGCAAGCGUUCUUUCACAAAGCCGACAGCAUCAGCUUCAUGAAGUGCACGAAACCGUAUCAGCUGCUGCUAGACAGGUCAAACUCCCACCUAAGCUGCGCCGUCCCUCCACUCAGAGUCGGCCAGAUCAGCUCCCAUCAUUUUCUAUCCGAGCUCUCAGCCAGAGAGAAAAACCUGCGAAAGAUGCUCGAAGAGCCGCUGAACGAAGCAUCCAUCCUCGAGGUCGUCCAGUCUCACGCCGGCUCUGCGGGCUCUAACACGGGGACGAGCUCUGGACUGCAGAAGAGGAAAUACAGCAUGGCCUUCCUGGAGAAUAACCCAGAAACCGCUGCCUCCCAGGAGCAGCCCCCGUUGCUCUACAGCAGUAAAAAGGCCUUCCUGCCUGACCAGAACCACCACGCGUCAUCGCUGUACUCCUCUGACGGCCUCCCUCAGAACCCCCACGCCGGCGCCGCCCACAGCGGGCUCCUUGACAGUCCGGCCCACCACAUGGUGGGUCUGGGGUCCAGCUCCAGCCACCACUCAGGGACCAUCUUCCCCCCGUCCCACUUCCCCGGCGGGGGCGCCUCGCAGCCCAUGUACGAAGGGAGGAAGGUGCUGAUGUGCACGCUGAACAACUGCUGCUGCACGAGGCCGCCCGCCGCCGCCCGCGCGCAGCCCCCGUACGCGGCCUCGGACGCCUUUGCCCCCAUGACCCCUCAGGAGUUCGCCCCACACGGCCCUGUGGCCGCGAGCCAGCCGCUGCAGCAUUUCCCCAUGAGGGGGCUGAUGGAGGCCUCGCAUCCGGCCAGGCACCACGACUUCUACGGGCUCUACGGCCAGUCUUCAACCAAGCAUUACGGGACCAAGUAGUGCAAUCACUUUGUUCAGUUUCACGGAUUUGUUUCCACCAUCUUGGUUUAGAGAUACAACGUGUUAAUUUUGUGUCUCCAAUGCGCCUUGACCCCGUUUUAGGAAACCAAAUCCUGCAGCCCUGGUUAAUCUUCUCAGACAGACAGACGGUACUAAUGCUGUAAUUUGGAAACGCGUGUUUGUGUUUUUAUUUAUUUUUUUGUUUCUGUUCAACUGGAAGUGCUAAUGUGAACAAUGUAGUCUUAAAAUCCUUUAAUCCAAUCGAACGGUCGACUCGAGAAACAACAUAUCCUUCGUGGCGAGUCCUCGUGUGGGAGAGACUUCAGUGCCUAAAAAGACUGUUAACGUGCUCUUGUUGUACUUGCGAGUUCCUAGCUCUUGAUUAUUUCCUGUUUGCGGCUGAAAGCAUGCAGGGAGCCUCCAUGCACUCCAGAGUCCAUGUGGCUUUAAAACACACUGGACUAGAAAUGCUUGUCAGGUUUUUCAUGGCUUUUUAUACAGGAUUAUGAAUAAACCAAAUCCAAAACAUUGGAAAGUACUGAAUAGAGAAGCAUAUUAAAAGGCUUUUUGUAGUA